This is a messenger RNA of Callithrix jacchus (white-tufted-ear marmoset), 12505 nucleotides long. Lineage: Eukaryota; Metazoa; Chordata; Mammalia; Primates; Cebidae. The record is from RefSeq and is a predicted model, not a curated record.
UAGGGCCUUGUGGGAGGCCGGAAGUUGCGGUCUCAUUACUCGCUAUUUCAAAAUGCUGCCUAGGCCCUGGGACCUGUGACUGCCACCCCUCCCCCUCCCGGGCUCGACCGGGGAGAGAUUCAUGGAGCUGCCGUAAGCAUCCUCUGCCCCGCCACUGGCGUGAAGUGGUGUGAUCUCGCCUCACUGCAACCUCUGCCUCCCGGGUUCAAGCGAUUCUCCUGCCUCAGCGACCCAAGUAGCUGAUUACAGGCGUUUGCCACCAUGCCCAGCUAAUUUUUGUAUUUUCUUUUCUUUUUUUUUUUUUUAAAUCAUGGGUAAUGUCAAGUUUUUUUUUUUUUUCCUAAGCACUUUUUUUUUUUUUUUUUUGAAGAUGGAGUCUUACUCUGUCACUCAGGGUGGAGUGCAGUGGUGCGAUCUCGGCUCAAUGCAACCUCUACCUCGCAGGUUCAAGCGAUUCUCCUGCCUCAGCCUCCUGAGUAGCUAUUACAGGAGCCCGUACCACGACGCCCGGCUAGCUUUUGUGUUUUUAGUAGAGAUGGGGUUUCACUAUGUUGGUCAGGCUGGUCUCGAACUCCUGACCUCAGGUGAUCCGCCUGUCUCGGCGUCCCAAAGUGCUGGGAUUACAAGCGUGAGUCACCGCACCCAGCGCCUUCAAAAAUUUCUUAUUUGACAUGCCUUCAAGCUUCCUUACCGCCCUAGUGACGCCUUCGCUCCGUUUCCCGCCCCUGCCACCCUUGGGGAGUAAGGAUGAAUACUGGCGAAUGCCAGAGGAAGCGUAGUUUUUCCGAAGAGCUGAAGGCAGCCUGUGAUUACGACCUUCUCUGUUUUCUGAUCUCCUAAUACACGUCCUUUUACCAACAGACUGCAGUUUCUUCACUGCCAAAAUGACGUCAUUUUCCACCUCUGCCCAGUGUUCAACAUCUGACAGUGCUUGUAGGAUCUCUCCUGGACAAACCAAUCAGGUACGACCAAAACUGCCACUUUUGAAGAUUUUGCAUGCAGCAGGUGCACAUGGUGAAAUAUUCACUGUUAAAGAGGGAGAGGUGACCACUGUCCCCUGGAAUCCGAAGCCAAGCAGAGCCUGGCAGGUCAUGCACUAUUUAGGUCAGUACAUAAUGGUGAAGCAGCUUUAUGAUCAGCAGGAACAGCAUAUGGUAUAUUGCGGUGGAGAUCUUUUGGGAGAACUACUGGGAUGUCAGAGCUUCUCCGUGAAAGACCCAAGCCCUCUCUAUGAUAUGCUAAGAAAGAAUCUUGUCACUUUAGCCACUGCUACUACAGAUGCUGCUCAGACUCUCGCUCUCGCACAGGAUCACAGUAUGGAUAUUCCAAGUCAAGACCAACUGAAGCAAAGUGCAGCAGAAAGUUCCACUUCCAGGAGAAGAACUGCAGAAGAUGAUAUCCCCACACUGCCUACCUCACAGCAUAAAUGUGUAAAUUCUAGAAAAGAUGAAGACUUAAUAGAAAAUUUAACCCAAGAUGAGACAUCUAGGCUGGACCUUGGAUUUGAGGAGUGGGAUGUAGCUGGCCUGCCUUGGUGGUUUUUAGGAAACUUGAGAAACAACUAUACACCUAGAAGUAGUGGCUCAACUGAUUUACAGACAAAUCAGGAUGUGGGUACUGCUGUUGUUUCAGAUACUACAGAUGACUUGUGGUUUUUGAAUGAAUCAGUAUCAGAGCAGUUAGGUGUUGGAAUAAAAGUUGAAGCUGCUGAUACUGAUCAAGCAAGUGAAGAAGUAGGGAAAAUAAGUGACAAAAAGGUGAUUGAAGUGGGGAAAAAUGAUGAACUUGAUGACUCUAAGUCCUUAAGUGAUGAUACGGAUGUAGAAGUUACCUCUGAGAAUGAGUGGCAGUGUACUGAAUGCAAGAAGUUUAACUCUCCAAGCAAGAGGUACUGUUUUCGUUGUUGGGCCUUGAGGAAGGAUUGGUAUUCAGAUUGUUCAAAGCUAACCCAUUCUCUCUCCACAUCUGACAUCACUGCCAUACCUGAAAAGGAAAAUGAAGGAAUUGAUGUGCCUGAUUGUCGAAGAACCAUUUCGGCUCCUGUCGUUAGACCUAAAGAUGUAUAUAUAAAAAAAGAAAACUCCAAACUUUUUGAUCCCUGCAACUCAGUGGAAUUCUUGGAUUUGGCUCACAGUUCUGAAAGCCAAGAGACCAUCUCAAGCAUGGGAGAACAGUUAGAUAACCUUUCUGAACAGAGAACAGAUACAGAAAAUAUGGAGGAUUGCCAGAAUCUUUUGAAGCCAUGUAGCUUAUGUGAGAAAAGACCACGAGAUGGGAACAUUAUUCAUGGGAGGACAGGCCAUCUUGUCACUUGUUUUCACUGUGCCAGAAGACUAAAGAAGACUGGGGGUUCAUGUCCUAUUUGCAAGAAAGAGAUUCAGCUGGUUAUUAAGGUUUUUAUAGCAUAAUGGUAGUACGAAUAUAAAAAUUGCAUUUAUUCAGUUCACAUCACAUUAUUUGGAGAUCAAUCCUUUAUUUAAUUUUAUUUCCUACUUGUCUGUUAGAGAAUGUUCUUAGAUACUAAAAUCCAAGGUAGCUGUGAGAAAGAAAAUGGGCACCAACAAUGAAAAACAGAAGUAAUCUGAUAAGUUAAAUUAUGAAGUGCUGUGGAUUACUUUAUGCUGCAGUCAGGGACAUAGUUAAAUGAACCCAAAAGAAAAACUCUUGAAAAACAAGAGAUUUCUUCCAUGCACAUUUACAAUAUUGAGGUAUAAGUAACAUGAUAAAGUGUUUCCUUCUAACAAGUUGUAAAAAUCUAACCACCCCAUAAAAGCAAUAGAAUGUUUCUGUCACCCUAAAAUACUCCCUCCUGCCCCUUUUCAGACAGUCCUUUGACUAUUUCAUGGCUCUCACCCUAGAUUAGUUUUCUUGUUGCACUUUUUUGGGGGGUUGUAGGGGAGGUGUGGGUGACAGGCAGGGUCUUGUUCUGUCUCCCAGGCUGAAGUGCAGUGCAGUGGUGUGAUCAUGGCUCACUGCAGUCUUGGUUCCUGGGCCUAAGUGGUCUUCCCACUUAAGCCUCCUGAAUAGCCGAGACUAAAGACUACCAUAACCACACUGGCUAAUUUUUUUUUUUUUUUGUCAUUAGAGGUCUUUUAUUACAGAGGCCACUCUGCACUCCACAAUUACUUACACAACUCCAUCUUACUAAACUGUAGAAUCUAACAGGGGGCUGGGCCUGGUGGCUCACGCCUGUAAUCCCAGCCACUUUGGAAGGCUGAGGCAGGUGGAUCAUGAGGUCAGGAGUUCUAAGACCAGCCAGACCAACAUGGUAAAACCUCAUCUCUACUAAAAAUACAAAAAUUAGGCAGGCAUGGUAGUAUGUGCCUGUAAUCCCAGCUACUCAGGAAUACUUAGGAGGCUGAGGCAGGAUAAAUGGUUGAACCCAGGAGUCGGAGGUUGCAGUGAGCUGAGAUCACACCAGUUGCACUCCAGCCUGGGCUGGAGUCUCAAAAAAAAAAAAAAAAAAAAUUCAGGAACCUCACAGGUUUUAGAUAACUGUCCUUGCAUUGUUCUUCACACUGGGUCCCUGGUGUUGAAUUGAAGCAACUCCUUCCAAGUUCCUUGCCCAUUAAUUAGCCAGGCCACUGUCCACAUUGUCACAGACAUUGUAUUAACUGAAAACCUGGCCCAUGCUGUAAUCCAUUAGGAGAAUUUGUUUUUAAUUAGAUUAAAUUCCAGUGUUAAUGCAGAAAACCUGGUAGAGAUUGAAUUGCUAUAUGUAACUGUCUUAGUUCUCUUCUUCAUAUCAUAUUCUGACCAUUUAUCUUCUACACCUGGCUGACCUGCAUGUUCUUGUAGUGCAACAUCCACUUGGUGUUUACGCUUGGCUUUGUUUUCAGAUUUAAAUUUUGACAUACGUUUUCAAACCUAUCUAAGAAACAAUGCUGAUACUAAAAUGGCUUCUGUAGAAUAGGUUUGACAGAUGUAAGUCUUUAAUUCUUUGGCUUUGGUUUUUGUGCCUGUUAGAGUUUUUUUUUUUUUUUUUUUUUUUAUAAGGAGUUUCGCUCUUGUUACCCAGGCUGGAGUGCAAUGGCACGAUCUCGGCUCACCGCAACCUCCGCCUCCUGGGAUCAGGCAAUUCUCCUGCCUCAGCCUCCUGAGUAGCUGGGAUUACAGGCACGCUCCACAGUGCCCAGCUAAUUUUUUGUAUUUUUAGUAGAGAUGGGAUUUCACCAUGCUGACCAGUAUGGUCUCGAUCUCUUGACCUCGUGAUCCACCCGCCUCGGCCUCCCAAAGUGCUGGGAUUACAGGCGUGAGCCACCGCGCCCGGCCCGCCUGUUACAGUUUUACACACAUUCAUUCAGAGGACAUUACCAUCAGUGUGUUACUUCUUUUUUCAAAUUCCAUUAUGUUUUUAAAGACCCAUAUUUCACUAAGCCGUGUACUUGUUGAAACUGAUGUGAGUGACUUUGUUUCCACACGUGAUAGAGUAUCAGAUACUGGAGUUUGCCAGGGUAGAAUGGUUGGAUUCAGGAAUGUUUAGCUGACUCAUUGCAGGAAGUUAUCCUGUAAUCCCAGCUACUUAGAAGGCUGAGGUGAGAGGAUCAGUUGAGUACAGGAGGCUACAGUGAGCUAUGAUCAUGCCAUUCCACACCUGCUUGGAUGACAGAGGAGACCUGUUAAUGAAAGGAUAACGUUCUGAAAGAGCACUGGCUAAUGUUUUCAUGUUUUGUGGAGAUGAAGUCUCACUGUGUUGGUCUCGGACUCCUGGGCUCAAACAGUCCUCACACCUCAGCCUUCCAAAGUGUUGAGAUUAUAGUCAGGAGCCACCUAGUCUGGCCCUUUUGCAAGACUUUAAUCUGACAUCUAAAUUUUUAAAAUUUAAGUACUUAAGAAGGAUAUACUAUCCAACGUAUUAUUGCAUGUUAUGUAUGUGCUUUAAAUACUUUGUUUUUUUGAGAGACAGGGUCUCACUUUGUCAUCCAAGCUGGCACUGAAGUCUCAACCUUCUGGGUUCAAGUGAUCCUCCAACCUCAGCUUCCAUCACACCCAGUUAAUUAAAAAAAUUUUUUUUUGUAGACUGCAUCUCAUUAUGUUGCCCAGGCUGGUCUCUCGAACUCCUGGGUUUAAGUGGUUUCCCUGUCUCAGCCUCCCACAGUGUUGGGAUUACUGCCGUGAGCCACUAUGCUUGUCUUAAAGAUACAUAUAUAUAUAUAUUUUCCCUUACACACAAACCCUUGAGGAUAGGCUUAAAGAUAUUUUUAUGAAAGCCAAUUCAGAUAAACACACAAACAUACUUCUCUGCAUAGCCUUCAGAAGGAUCAGGUUGUUUUUUUUUGGAGACAAGGUCUUUGUUGCCCAGGCUGGAGGGCAUUGGCACAAUCACAGCUCACUGCAGCCUUGAACUCCAAGAUCAAGCAAUCCUCCCACCUCAGCCUCCCAAGUAGCUGGGGCCAUAGGUGCGUGCCACCAUACCUAGCUGAUUUUUGUGUUUUUUGUACAGAUAGUGUUGUGCCAUGUUGCCUAGGCUAGUCCCAAACUCAGGUUCAGGCAGCCCUUCUGCCUCAGCCUCGCGGGAUUACAGUCCUGAGCUACCAUCCCCCACCCUCUUUGCCUCUUUGGAGUUACCUAGAUUUCUUUUUUGACCCCUUUGUUUAGUGCCUCUGGAGCUGCUUACACCAAGGCAGUGCCCCUUGGUAUGAUACUGGAUGGUUGACAGGAAGGCGGUUUUUUUGUUGUUGUUGUUUUUGAGAAUAAGGAGUAUGGCUGUUGUGACAAGGGAAUUAAAGAGAAAUGGUAGAUAUGAAGAGGCCUCAUCAGAGCACAUGUUUUAGGACAAUACAUAUGGAAAUUGGAGGUCUUUAAGUUGGUUUUCAUAUAGAGAUGCAUGUGUCCUUACCCCAUGGGAAAAUGUUGGUGUAUGCUCAAGGGUAUGUAUGUGUCAUUUUGAAGACCAAGGCCCUAGAAUUGUCAAACUUAAGGAUCAUAAAAUUCACCUGGGUUGCUUGUUAAAGGUGCCUAAAGCCCAAGAGACUGAUCCCUGAGACCUGGACCAGGAAUUUGCAUUUGAACAAGUAUUCCUGGAAUCUCUGCAAGUUUUAUACAGAACAUGCUUUUGGAAUCCUUGCCCUAGACAGGCAUGUCCAGUCUUUUGGCUUCCCUGGGCCACAUUGGAAGAAUUGUCUUGAACCACACACAAAAUACACUAACACUAAUAAUAGCGGAUAAGCUUUAAAAAAAAAAAAAAAAAAGCUUGUGAUUUUGUUUUGUUUGUUGUUUUCUUUGGAGACAGUCUUGUUCUGUUGCCAGGCUGAAGUAGAAUGGUGCUGUCUUGGCUUGCUGCAACCUCCACCUCCCAGGUUCAAGCGAUUCUCUUGCCUCAACCUCCCGAGUAGCUGGGAUUACAGGUGUCCACCACCACACCCGGCUCAUUUUUGUAUUUUUAGUAGAGACAGAGUUUCACCAUGUUGGCCAGGCUGGUCUUGAACUCGACCUUAGGUGAUCCAGCUGCCUCAUGUCCCAAAGUGCUAGGAUUACAGGCAUGAGCCACCACACCUGGCCAGAAAAUCUCAAAAUGUUUUAAAAAGUUUACAAAUUGUGUUGGGCUGCAUUCAAAGCCGUCCUGGUCUGCCUGUGGCUCACAGUCCAUAGUUUGGACAAGCUUGCCCUAGAAGGAAGAAGGGUUUCUCCUUUCUGCUUUUUUAGGUGCCAUACAGAACAGGAUUUCUUUAUUACUGCAUUUAGUUUUGAGAGAAGUUCUGUUAAAGUUACAGAAUUUUAAAAGUGUCUUGCACUAGUAUUCGACAACUCUUAUUUUGCAUGAGGCUAAUAACAGCUAGGUGGUAGAGUUACUACUAGAAUCCAAGUUAUGAAUACUAUAUCUUUAAAAAAUACCUUCUCAUUUUAAGUGGCGGUGGUUAUUGAAUUUGGGACAACUAAUCUUAAAAUGUAGAUCUAAAUACAUGGUUUUAGGAAAAUGAUUUGCGGCCAAAAUGAGGCUUGAGAGAGAACAGUGACUUAUAACACUUUCUCCCAAAAGGGAAGGACCCAGUAAAUGUCAGGCAUUUUUUUUUUUUAAUCUAGGUUCUGGGGUACAUGUGCAGGUCAUGCAGGGUUGUUGCAUAGGUGCAUACAUAACAAGGUGGUUUGCUGCCUCUGUUCCCCCUUUGACUAUAUCCGGCAUUUCUCCCCAUUUUAUCCCUCCCCACCCCCAGGCUUUCUUAUUAAUCAGAAAACUACCCCCAGUAUCAGGACAAGUAAAAGUGGCAGACCUGAACCAUUUUCUUCAUAAGUGCUCUUUACUCAAGAAUGAAGCUCAAAUCUCUGUCUCUCUAGGAAUUAGGGGUGAGACUUUUUCCCCCAAUAAGUAGAGCCACAGUUCUUUGGGUUAAAUGUUUUAUUAGGCCAUGGCUAGCACUCUCAAACUUCAGAAAGUGAAUUUUCUCCCUAUUCCUGCCUCCCACCAAAUGCUCUCUUUAUAGUGGUUGAUAGCCAGUUGCUUUUGCAAGUGAUAAACUGGAGGCACGGACAAUUGGGGACCUGUGCUUGUGCCAUCUGAUCCUUUACAUGAGUUAUAAUUUUUAAUAAAACUUAAGAACUAAGCAUUUUACCUAAGUUUUUAGAUAUUUGAUUCCAAAUUUGACACAUCAUUGCCCAGGAAAGAAUUCUUUUAUGCUGCUUAACUUUAAUCCUCUUCCUGCAUGCUCACCUGGGUUUUCCUUUUUUUUUUUUUUUUUGAGUUGGAGUUUUCGCUUUUGUCGCCCAGGUUGUAGUGCAAUGGAGCCAUCUCGGCUCACUGCAUUCUCCACGUCCUGGGUUCAAAUGAUUCUCCUGCGUCAGCCUCCUGAGUAUGUGGGAUUACAGGUGUGUACCACCAUGUUGGGCUAAUUUUGUAUUUUUAGUAGAGGUGUUUCACCAUGUUGGUCAGGCUGGUCUCUAACUCCUGACCUUAGAUAAUCUACCCACCUCGGCCUCCCACAGUGAUGGGAUUAUAGGCAUGAGCCACUGUACCCAGCCUAAAUUAUUUUCUUGAUCUGUGUUUGAUUUUGUUCUUUUUUUCCUUGCCACUGCGGUACAGAUUUUUUUACUCACUAUCACUAAACUAGAGCAAUAUAUAGUUUAUGUGUGAAGUGUUCAGAGUUUACUGCUAUAAGGAAACUUCCAAAUACUGAUAUUCAUCUUUUAUGUGUAGUUAUUGGGACCAUGUGCUCUGGUUUUCUGGAGACUGCCAGUUUGCUCCCAUUUUUCUGCAUCCCACCUGAGAUGGAAAGGGGAGUUUGUUUCCAUCUCUCCCCUUUCACGUUCAGGUGUCUUCAUUUGGUUGUUAAAUUAUAUGGUCACCUAGUUAUGGGUAAGCCAUGGUCAAGUUAAAAUCUCAACUGUGAGCAAGGAUCUGUGUCAGUGGAGCUCAUUUUUUCUGCUGCAUCAUGCCAUAGACUUGAAUAAUCAUACCCCAUUACCAUCCGAUUUCUUGUAGUUGUCAUUUAAAUUAAAUUUAAGAUUGUUAUCUUGGGCAAAAAGUUCAGCGCAGAGAUGGCAAAUCAUUAGAACCACGAUGAAUUUCAGUAUUACAGCUAAAAAGGUCUGUCUCAGUAUUAACUCACUCACUCUCUCUUGCAAUGUGCAACAGUAAUUGGUAUGCUUUUGUAUUUAAUGCUUAAAUCAGACUUUAUAAAAAUCUUAGACCAAGCCUUUAAUAUGGUUUGCCAUUUCUCCAGUCUGUCUACGGAAUAUUAUGGAUUUCUAAUCCUAGGCAUGGACAAUGGAUUGGAGUUGAGCCACGCCAGCCUCCACACUGCCACUAACUUGUGUAAUGUAAGACUGAGUCACUGCCAAGCAUUGGAAAUACAUGGUUGUGUUUUAAUUAUAAUUUAUGUAUAGUUAGAUGUAUGUAAUGCAUUGCAUGGUAUUAUUUGGUUUGUAAGAAUUUAUUUUAAGGGUCAAGGACAUUUGUAACAUUUUUUUGUGUGUCAAUUCAAUGCAGUGUUGGCUCCCUUGAAAAGUCAUUAAUGAAUUUUUGGUGAAUGUUCUAUUCUGUAAUACAAAGUUAUGUAAUGUUACCUCUUGACUCGCUUUUGAAAGGAAGACAAUUGUUAACCAGACAUUUGUUUUUUCUCUGCAGAAUUAUAUGAAUUUCUGAUAUAUGGCUUUAGAUACUGUGAAUGUUUGUCAUUUAGUCAGUCAUCUGCUUAAAUUGUUUACUUAUAUCCUAAGGGGCAAUUUAUUUUGAUCGUUCUCCCACUCAAGUGCACAUAUGUGCAAGCACAUUUCGAUUCUGAUGCUACCUUUGCUACAUCUAGAUGGCCAUAGAUAAGGAACUAGCUAUGUUUUUAGAAUCUGCACUUCAAAGAUAAAGGAACCAGUAAGCUCUCUCGUAUGCUAAACGAGAAAUGUACAGUAUUUACAAAUGUCUGGAAUUUUGCACUGCCAUAGGGAAUGUUAAGGUUACUUGGCUAGAAUUUAUGAGACUUGUGAGUAGACAAGUUGAAGCUUAGCAGAUGAGGGGAAAUAUUGAGGCCCCUAAGACUAAACUGAACAUAAUCAGUGUCUGAGAUAGUGGCUGAAGUGGCUCCCCAGGCCUAAUUUGGGAACCGUUUUUCCUGAUUGCUUUGACAAAACCUUUCAUUUUGCUUGUCGUUGCUAUAUUCUCCCUUUAUAGGAGCCACCAGAUUUCUUCCCUGUUGUGGGAAAUGUCCCAUUAGCAUUUUCAGAUCUUUUGAUGUGCACUAAUGCCAUUAUUGGUAACGCUGUUAUUGGUGAAUAUAGCAUAGUUAAAUAAACUUACAGUAAACCUACACUUGGAUUUAUUGCACCUCUAUCAAUAGCCUUUUGGAUGACAAAGUGUUAUAGAGAAAGAGGCAUGUCUGCAGAAAGAGGUAGCUAAUAUUUUUUGGUACUUUAUCUGAAAUCCAAGAUGCUGCUUCCCCUGUAGGUGGUUUUCCCUUUUAGGAUUAAUCCCCUCUGGGAGCACAGGACAGUUAGUAGAACUCCUCAUUUCUUAAGGUGGAGAGGGUCAUGGAUACCUAAAAAAGGGUCAAAUAAUGCUAGAAGAGCAAUUCCUCUUUCAGAGCAGUUGCUGUAAUUUGGCUAAUGCUUUAUUGAAAGUUGACAUUAGGCUGAGGGCGGUGGCUCAUGCCUAAUUUAAUCCCAGCACUUUGGAAGGUGGGUGGAUUGCUUGAGCUCAGGAGUUGGAGACUGGGUGUGGUGGCAUGUGCCUGUAGUCCAAGCUACCUGGGAGGCUGAGACGGGAGAAUCUCUUGAACCAGGGAGGGCGGAGGUUGCUGUGAGCCAAGACUAUAUCACUGCACUACUCUCUGGGCAGCAGAGCAACACUCCCGUCUCAAAGAGAAAAUUGACAUUUAUCAUUAUAACACCUAAUGAGUCCCUAAUUUCUUACCUGAAGCCAUUGUUUUUUAAAAGGGUUAAGUACUGAUUUCAGCAGACAAAUAUUUCUGAUCAGAUAGUCACUAUCAACAGAGUAGCAAAUGUGGUUUCAUAAAGUAGGAAGAAAACAGCAUUUUAAAAUAACUUAGGGAGACUGAUUUGAGUAAUAAAACUACAGUCUCCCUUAAACAAAACCCUUUCUUCCACCUUUACUGUAUCUUAUAUCCCCUUAGUUCAAAGUUAUUACCUAUUUCUUGAUACUGCUUUUGUACCAAAGACCCUUAUCAGCCCUUGUAACUACAGUAUCUUUAGAUAGGAUUCUUCUUUCCAGUCAGUCCUGGGAAAUGUUUCUGUUGCAGUUAGGUGGUAGAUGGGAAGCCAUUAUGGCAGAGCUACUAUCUAAUAAAGUAACAAUUUGUAGUUGAGGCUUCCAAAGCAUGUGAUGGGGGAUAGGGGAGUUAGCUUCCCUGUUGUCUCAGCACUAAGAAUUGAGGUCAGGCCAGGCACGGUGGCUCACUCCUCUUAUCCCAGCACUUAGAUGGCCAAAGUGGGCAAAUUGCUUGAGCUCAGGAGUUCGAGACCAACCUAGGCAACAUAAUGAAACCCUGUCUCUACCAAACACAAAAAAUAGCUGGGCAUGGUGGUGCACACCUGUUGUCCCAGCUACUCAGGAGGCUGAGGUGGGAGGAUUGCUUAAUCCUGGGAGGUGGAGUUUGCAGUCAGCUGAGAUGACACCACUGGAAUCCAAGGUGGGUGACAGACACCCUGUCUCAAAAAAAGAAAUUGAGGUCAGACUUCCUUCUUACAGAAUUACUUCUUUUCUCUGUGGUUAGCCUCAUUUUUUCACUUCCUUCUCAAUAAGAAUCAAAAUGUUUCUUUGAGGUUUUUUUCUUCCCCCUUUUAAAACCAACAGAAAAUGUUUCAAAGGAGGGAUGAAAUGCUCGUUGGCUUCCUCAGCACUUGGCAAGGUAGACCUCAGCCACCUCUGAGUAUGACUUUCUGCAGUCUCUAGCUGUGCACUAUUAAGUGCCUCUUGGGUGGAGGUAGAGUAAGUAUUGGGUGCCAGUCUUGACCUUCGUCUGCCUCAGUUUUUCUCAUCUGUAAAAGUCAGUAUACAUACCUACCCUUCUACCUCAUAGUUUGUUGGGGGAAUUAAACAUGGGGGAGCAACUUUGAAGUCUAUUAAUUUCCUGGAAGAGAUAUAAAAGCCUAUUAUGCUCUUGGUUGGUGUCCCAAGCUCUGGGUUACAUAUUCAGAAUGCCUCAUGUUAUGGAGGCUGAGCACAAGCUCUCCUGUAUGCCUCCCUGGCAGAGCUCGUCUUGCUUACUGUAAGCCCUUUUACCCAUGCUUCUAGUUUAGAUAUCCUUUCCUGAAAAUGAGGCUGUUGACUAGAAAAGAGUUUUUCCGUGGGUGUUCUGAGACAAGUUUGUAAAUUUGGAUGGCACUUCUAUCCUGAUAAAACUGCCUUGCUGUGGUCUUGAUGUACAAAAAAUCUUUUUUGAGGGGUGUGGGGACAGUGUCUCACUCUGUCGCCAAGGCUGGAGUACAGUGGCGCAAUCUUGGCUCACUGCAACUUCUGCCUCUCAAGUUCAAGUGAUUCUCCUGCCUCAGCCUCCCAAGUAGCUGGGACUACAGGUGCCCGCCACCACGCCCAGCUAAUUUUUGUAUUUUAGUAGAGACUGGGUUUCACCAUGUUGGCCAGGCUGGUCUCAAACUCCUGACCUCAGGUGAUCCGCCCACUUUGGCCUUAUAUUGGGAUUACAGGCGUGAGCCACUGUACCCGGCCCAAAAAGUUUCUACAUACACUUGGGUAGGUGGCAUAAAACACACUGCCAAUUAUAUAGAAAACAUGCCAUUUUCCAAAUAUUUCUGAUUAGAGUCACAAGAGUAGCAAAUGUGGUUUCUUAAAGUGGGAAGAAAGCGGCAAUUUAAAGUCACUUUUUGGGAGACUGAAUUGAGUAAUAAUAAAACUCCAGUUUCCAGCAAAAUAAAUAAAUAACCUUUUGAAUGUGACCAGCUCACUAAGGAAAGAGAGAGGCAUUUUCAGCAUUCUUGCCUAGUUUUCUGUAUAAGCACCACUAAAGUAAUAGCUCUGUAUCUCUUUGAUGUUUGCACUAUGUAAUGCUUUUUAUACUUUUAAAAUUGUGCUUUUUUUGUGUAUUAAAUGUGUUUCCAUUUGCCA